Molecule: messenger RNA, 637 nt
Organism: Oncorhynchus nerka (sockeye salmon)
Lineage: Eukaryota; Metazoa; Chordata; Actinopteri; Salmoniformes; Salmonidae
Product: centrosomal protein of 89 kDa-like
Exons: 6
Biological process (GO): mitochondrion organization; cilium assembly; chemical synaptic transmission
Cellular component (GO): centriole; ciliary transition fiber
Source: RefSeq, a predicted model, not a curated record
GUGUGUUUUCUACCUUAUCCUCCACUUCCUCUUGCUUCGUCUUUGUCCGUACUACAGGUCUGCCUUGGCAGCCGCCAUCUUGUCGUCGUCGUUGACCGGCCGGACCAUCGCCCUCCCUCCCGCACGCCCCAGAUCCUUCUCCGAGAGUGACUGCUCACGCUCAGAGACACACACCGCGUUCGAGCCUUACGCCAGCACAGCGCUCUACACUAGAGACGGAGAGCCAGAAUCUUUGGCCGGCCGGCCUCGCUUGCCCUCUCCUGGGCUCUCUGAAGACCAUGAUGAUGAUGAUGAUGAUGAAGAGGAGGAGGAGGACUUAGAGAGAUCGGUUCUGUCAGAUGAAGAUGGUCAUGUCUACCAGUCUCUGGAUCGCCGGGGGAGAAGUCCGACCAGAGACGGAUAUGACAUCUACGCCCGGCCUGUAAAACAGAGUGAUGUUCUGUCAGAGGGCAGAGAGGAGACUGAUGACUCUGCCUUCGACAUAGUGUCCCCUCUACCCCCAGAGGAAGCUGAGGUUCAUCAGAUGUUUCCAGUUCAGAAGGCCACACCGUCCAAACUGGAGCAGAGGCCUUCAUCUUGGUCUCGUAGAAGCAUGCCUUCCCCAGAUUUGACAGAAGAAAGCUUCCAGUGCAUCUAG